CCUACGGUCGUCGGCGUGAAGUGAGGUCGAAGGGUUGUAUCUGAGCUCUUUAAUUUUCAUGGAAUAACUGUACUUCAUUGCUACUCCAACAUGGCAUCGUCAUUUACUAGAAUCGUAUCGAAUCUUGGUUUACUGCUUUAUUACUGGCUAGAAUCGAUUGUUCUGGCUUUUAUUCCGAAACGACUGCGGUACAAAGACAUCACCGGUGAAGUAGUUUUGAUUACCGGCGGCGGAAGUGGAAUCGGCCGUCUGCUGGCUACGCGAUUCGCAUCCCAUGGUGCGAAAAUCGUGGUUUGGGAUCUGAAUUUAGAUGCUGCCGAAGAAACUGUAAAAAUUAUUAAAGAAAAUGGCGGAGAGGCAUACGCAUAUCAGUGUGAUGUGUCUAAGCCCCAGCUGGUGUACGAUGCAGCUGCAAAAGUAAAAAGAGAAGUUGGAAGAGUAAAUAUCCUCGUCAAUAAUGCUGGUAUUGUCACUGGCAAACGAUUGUUGGACUGCCCCGAUCAUAUGAUCCAAAAGACGUUUGAGGUUAAUGCCAUUUCGCACUUUUGGACGUGUAAAGCUUUCCUUCCAGACAUGAUGGCUGAUAAUCAUGGUCACAUCGUCUCCAUUGCCAGUAUGGCUGGUCUAUCUGGCGUAGUCAGGCUUACGGAUUACUGUGCGAGUAAAUUUGCCGCCGUCGGAUUCGAAGAAUCUCUUCGAUUGGAACUGUACUGCGAAGGCUACACAGGAAUCCAUUCCACGGUGGUUUGUCCUUAUUACAUCAAUACCGGAAUGUUCGAAGGAGCUAAACCAGGCGUUUUUACAAUGAUGUCACCCGAGUAUGUGGCUGACGAAAUAGUUUCCGCUGUUUUAGUAAACCAAGAAGUUCUUUUGCUACCGAAAGCUUUCAACAUAUUAAUAACAAUCAAAACACUUCUUCCCGUAAAAGCAAUAAAUGUGGGUCUUGCAACUUUGGAAGGUCGAACACUAAUCAACCUUUCUGGAAGAACCAAACAAGAUGUAAAGACAAAAUGACGAUCUGUCUUCUCGAUAGUCUAGACAAAUAUAUUUGAGUAUUUAAAUUAAAUGAGAUUAUGUUAACAUAUAAAGUGUUGAGCUAAAAGCUAGGCUGACGUAUCCAAAAGCUAGUCAGUUUGAUGUUAAUUAGAAUUUAGUACAUUUUGCUUAUAAAAUUAUGUAUUGUACAAAAAAUUGCUUAUAUGCUUUAAUGAACUUGUUACAGUAUUUCUUUGUCACUUAACUUAACUGCAUUGAUGGAAUGUUAUUCGUUGUUUAAAUUAUUAUGAUUUUUGUCGUAACUUUAGCACUUAAACUCUGCAGAUAACGUUAAUAUUGAUUAUAUAGUGUGACGUAUAACAUAAGAAAUUGUUUAUGAAUCUUUGUCAUGAAAAGAUAUUGUUUUUGCUGUACUAAGUUUUCCAAGUGUAUAAUUUUUGUUUUAACUUUAUGGUAGUUUUCUUUCAUAAUAACAGAAUAAUUAAUUAGUUUUUAUAAAUCACUUUGGCACUGUUACAGUUAACCCUCUCCAAUUUGGCCAGCCAGACGGAUUUCGGUGGAAAGAGGGUGUAUUAGAAAAAUGCCUAUCAGUGUUGGCGAUUAUUGAUAUGCAAUAGUUUAUAGUAUAAAUUGCUGUUAAUGUAUUAAAAAGUUUAGGUUUAUAUGAUUAUGGCAAAGCUUCGAAGGCUCUCUACCUAAGAGGAGGGAUGCUUUCGUGGAGGACGUUCUAAGGCGAUACUGGCUCGUAUACACAUUACACAUGGGGAAAACCACGAAAACGCACAUGCAGACGGCCCAUUCGCGGCACUCGAACUUGGAAGUGAACUAUCAGUGUUCAGUGAUUUUACCGCUCGGCUGCUGGGGGGGGGCUUAGUGUAUUAUUAGAAAAAUACUGAUGUAGAAACACGGUGCAUCAAUUUAUUAAGAAAAUAACAGAUUAAUAAACUGCUAAUAAUAUAGUAAAAGAAACAGAAACAAAAAUUACGAAGAUAAUAAGUAAAUUUAUUUUGUACUUAAUUUUCUGAAAAUUGCUACGUGUUUAGUACAUUAAAAUACGAAAAACUGAUCAUACAUGUAAAAUAAAAAAAACGUUUUUAGUGAUUGCAAGAAACAAUUUAAUGAUCUCAAAGAGAAGAGAAGAGAAACAUGUCAAAUGGAAACAUAAAAUUAGGCAAAGCAGCAAGUUUGUGUUCUGAGUCUUGGUUCAAAUAUACACCAGACAAAAGUUUGUGUUCUGAGUCUUG
This is a messenger RNA of Stegodyphus dumicola, 2240 nucleotides long. Its product is annotated as short-chain dehydrogenase/reductase family 16C member 6-like. NCBI's taxonomy places the organism in Eukaryota, Metazoa, Arthropoda, Arachnida, Araneae, Eresidae. Gene Ontology annotation, cellular component: lipid droplet. Gene Ontology annotation, molecular function: oxidoreductase activity, acting on the CH-OH group of donors, NAD or NADP as acceptor. The record is from RefSeq and is a predicted model, not a curated record.